AUGCCAGCUCUAGAGUGGAAAUCAGUAAAUGUAGCUGAUAUUCCUUUCGAGGAAGUAGAACUCAUUAACCACUUGGUGAAGACAAACAUCCGUGCCCCCCUUCCCACUGAAUGGGUCGACAGUCUGUCAGCGGAGCAGCUUCUUCUCGUCGUGGCAUCUUAUUACUCAUACUCUCACAUUGCAAACGCAUACACCUCUUGGCGAACGUUCAAUCCAGAGGGGUUUCCCCAUCGGGAUAUCGACCCAUUCGACAUGAUGGAUCGUAUGUUGAUUAUCUUCGAAGACCACAAAGAGUGCUGGCCGACUGUAAGGCGCGAGAGACUCCCGGCAGAGCGACUGAAGAUGCUGGAAGAAGAAAUGGAAGAAGCAUUUGUUGGUCCCAAGUUCUUUGAAAUUGAACUGGAGGAACUUGAACGGGCAAAGAAGAGUUCCGAGCUCUCCGAAGUCGGACCAGACCCAUCCGACAAGGAAGAGAAGAGCUGGAGCUGCUCUGUGCAGUAG
Messenger RNA from Cryptococcus wingfieldii CBS 7118, 501 nucleotides. RefSeq lists its product as hypothetical. Lineage: Eukaryota; Fungi; Basidiomycota; Tremellomycetes; Tremellales; Cryptococcaceae. The coding region runs from base 1 to 501 and encodes 166 amino acids. The record is from RefSeq and is a predicted model, not a curated record. The transcript is spliced from 2 exons.